Molecule: messenger RNA, 603 nt
Organism: Pseudogymnoascus destructans
Lineage: Eukaryota; Fungi; Ascomycota; Leotiomycetes; Thelebolales; Thelebolaceae
Exons: 5
Coding region: 73-603 (176 amino acids)
Source: RefSeq, a predicted model, not a curated record
AAUCGAGUCCACGACGUGCACAAAUCCAGUAAAGUACUUGUUAAUAGCUCAAUUGCUUCAAUCUCUCUGACAAUGUCUUUCGCAAGAUCCGCCUUUGGAGCUCUUCGCUCCGCACGCCUGUCCGUCGGUAGCGCAAGAGCCCAAUUGGUGCGCCACUCGGCCAGACGCGGAUACUCCAGUGGCCAUGGGCCAGAGGCUAGCAGUGACCUGCCAUGGGCUGCCGGAGCUGUCACCGUCACCGUCCCUGGUUGCUGGUACCUUCUCAAGGAAUCUCCCGCAGAAGCUCACCACCUUCACGUUCCCCACAAGAUAGAGGCACACGCGGAGCCUGAGGCUGAGGCUGAGGAGGAGGUCAAGGAGGAGGAGCCAAAGGCAGAGGUCAAGGCUUCCGCCACCGACAACGAGGAGGAGAAGCCGAGCGCCGAUGCUUCCAAGUCGGAGGACGAGGGAAAGGAUACUACUGAGGUUACCGAGAAGCUAACUACGGACGCCAAGCAUUCCACGGAUGUUGGCGGAGACUCCGAUGUCAGCCAGAAGGCCGAAGGAACCCCAGAGACAUCGAAGUCCAAGGAUACCGUCGAUGUGUCCAAGCCUUCGAAUUAA